AUGGUUAAUGAUUUAUUAGAGAAUGGUCGACGAUCAUUAGUUGAAUACGAAGAAGAUAUUAUAUCCGAAAUUUAUACAGAUGCAAUGAAUGAAAAUGACAAUAAAUUGAUGAUCUCAUUAAAAAAAUAUUUUCAACAAAAGUGGGAAACACAAUAUGGCACAUCUAAUCAAUGGUUUAUUUCAUUUCUUAAAGAAUAUGAAAAUGGAGAAAAUCGUGAUAUAUAUGAACGUGUUUUAAAUCGUACAGCUGAAUAUGGUAAUAGAUUUAUGAAACAUUGUCCGAUUUUAUCAAUUGUCGUGCAACUUUUAUUUGAAAGUAUUGAUGAUCAAUGCUUAACUGAAGCAAAUAUCUUCGAUGAUCAAUAUUUAGAGGAAGCAAGUGUUUUCAAUAACCAAUGCAUGGAAGAAACAAAUGUCUGCGACGAAUUAUGGUUUUCAAUCACAAAUGAUGGUUUGCAAUCAAUAACAAAAUAUUCUGAAUAUAUCGUUGAAGAUGUAAUGAAUCAACAAUUAAAUAGAAGUCAGCCAAUACUAUUUCAGGCACUACGCGAAUAUUAUCGAUCUCAACUAUUCUCAUUGUUGAAAAAGCAUAAUAUUUCGACUAGACAAAAUUUGUAUAACUUGGCACUAGAUAAUGUUGCUGAAUACGGUUGGUUAACGGGUCUGCAAGCGAUUCAGAGGAAGAUAACGCCGAGAUCUUACCAAACCGUAUUAGAAAACUUGGAUUCUAUCCUGCAACAACGGAAGGCACAAAGAAGGAAAAUGCAAGAGCAGCAAGCACGGAAAAAUAAAACUCACGAUCAGCAAGCACAAAACAGCGCAACAUCGUAUUGGCAAGAGGAUAAUACAACAUUAAAAAGUAAAUAG
Messenger RNA from Rotaria sp. Silwood2, 867 nucleotides. The record is from the annotation of a GenBank genome assembly. NCBI's taxonomy places the organism in Eukaryota, Metazoa, Rotifera, Eurotatoria, Philodinida, Philodinidae.